Molecule: messenger RNA, 1715 nt
Organism: Balaenoptera musculus (blue whale)
Lineage: Eukaryota; Metazoa; Chordata; Mammalia; Artiodactyla; Balaenopteridae
Gene: DCUN1D3
Product: defective in cullin neddylation 1 domain containing 3
Exons: 5
Coding region: 487-1401 (304 amino acids)
Biological process (GO): protein neddylation; positive regulation of ubiquitin-protein transferase activity
Cellular component (GO): ubiquitin ligase complex
Molecular function (GO): ubiquitin conjugating enzyme binding; ubiquitin-like protein binding; cullin family protein binding
Source: RefSeq, a predicted model, not a curated record
CGGCGGCGGCAGGGAGCCUGGAAACGCGAGCGGGGAUGGUAGGUGUUUUGGACCCGCCGGGCCGCCGUCGUUUCCAGAAAGGGUUUGACUGGAGAAACCUCUGGAGCAGCUAUGUUGAUACCAGUGAACCAGGAUCAAUUCUCCCUAAAUGUUGGAACAGUGUUCUGAAGCUCUCUGCACAAUGGACCAGGGUGUUUUAUUGAUUAAGGAAGAAGCAGGAAGAAGACCCUCAAAGAACCUUAGAAUAUCUGGCAUGAUAGUUUUUCAAAGUGGGCUAUGCGGAGCCCUCUCAGGGGUCAUUUCUGGAGUAUGCCCCCUCAUCUCGCUGUCUUCCUUCCACUUCACUGCCCCCCCCCUCAACCAUGCUUCACUCUGCAGAAGGUUGGCUGGCUCCUCUGGCUGAUGGCAUGUUGAGGCACGUGGGCCAGUGGCAACAAGGGCAUCCAAUCCAGAGGGGGCCACUCUAGAGGCCAGGCCACCAGCAUCAUGGGCCAGUGUGUCACCAAGUGCAAGAAUCCCUCAUCAACUCUGGGUAGCAAGAAUGGAGACCGUGACCCCAGCAGCAAGUCACACGGGAGGCGGGGUGCAGGCCACCGUGAGGAACAGCUGCCAGCCUGUGGCAAGCCAGGUGGGGAUAUCCUUGUCAAUGGGACCAAGAAGGCAGAGGCUGCUACUGAGACCUGCCAGCUGCCAACAUCCUCAGGAGAUGCUGGGAGGGAGCCCAGGUCAAAUGCCGAGGAGUCUUCCUUGCAGAGGUUGGAAGAACUGUUCAGGCGCUAUAAGGAUGAGCGGGAGGAUGCAAUUUUGGAGGAAGGCAUGGAGCGCUUUUGCAAUGACCUAUGUGUGGACCCCACGGAAUUUCGAGUGCUGCUCUUGGCUUGGAAGUUCCAGGCUGCUACCAUGUGCAAAUUCACCAGGAAGGAGUUUUUUGAUGGCUGCAAAGCAAUAAGUGCAGACAGCAUUGAUGGGAUCUGUGCACGGUUCCCUAGCCUCUUAACAGAAGCCAAACAAGAGGAUAAAUUCAAGGAUCUCUACCGGUUUACAUUUCAGUUCGGCCUGGACUCUGAAGAAGGGCAGCGGUCACUGCAUCGGGAAAUAGCCAUUGCCCUGUGGAAACUAGUCUUUACCCAGAACAAUCCUCCAGUAUUGGACCAGUGGCUAAACUUCCUAACAGAGAACCCCUCGGGGAUCAAGGGCAUCUCCAGGGACACUUGGAACAUGUUCCUUAACUUCACUCAGGUGAUUGGCCCUGACCUCAGCAACUACAGUGAAGAUGAGGCCUGGCCAAGUCUCUUUGAUACCUUUGUGGAGUGGGAAAUGGAGCGAAGGAAAAGAGAAGGGGAAGGGAGAGGUGCACUCAGCUCAGGGCCCGAGGGCUUAUGUCCCGAGGAGCAGACUUAGUGGCUCUGUCUCAGGAGCAGCAGCAAGGAUCUGCCCGCUGCCCUGCAGCCAACCAAGGAAUUGGACCUUUCUGGAAAUUACUGAAGAUCCGGAUAUUUUCUACUUUACACCUUUCUCUGCCUUGUAUCUGAAAGGGCUCUAAAAUGCUGUAUCAUGUUUUAGGCACUUUCUUCACUUUUUGGUUAUUUUGGUUAUUUCUUUUUUGGGGGGAGGGUCCCCCAAAAUAUUUGAACCUGGCUACAUGUUGUGUAUCUUUUUUUUUUUUUUUUUGAAGCCUUCAGAUAGAAUAAGCCUGCCACUUCUUGCACAAAUUA